Molecule: messenger RNA, 924 nt
Organism: Effrenium voratum
Lineage: Eukaryota; Dinophyceae; Suessiales; Symbiodiniaceae
Source: the annotation of a GenBank genome assembly
AUGCGUAGCGCGGGGCUUUCGAGAGAAGGCCCGGCAGCUGUCGCCAAGGCGGCGAUGCACCAACAGGGGGCGGAGCUGUGUCAUGGGCGAUACGCUGUGGGCCGCGCUUCCAACGGCGCCUCGCCGGCCAACUCGCGGCGCAACUCGCUGGAUGCUUCCGCGUCGCUGUCAAAGGCGCCCAGCGACCUUUCGCCCUCGCUGAGUCUGAAAAGCCUCUCCCGGGUAUCGCGGACCUCCACUGCGCAGUCUGCUGGUGCAGCGAGGGCGUCCCUGUUCAACCUUGUCACCAAGUGCAGGUACGCACAAAAGCAUCUCUGCACGGAGCUGAGCGCCCUGCGGGGCGUCAGCUGUGAGGUGGACGCCCGCCUGGCGCAGCAGCUCAAGAGGCUGGCCCCCUACGAGGUGAGCCGAACGGAGAUGGAGUCGACUUUGCAGCUCUUGCAAGAGCAGACUACAAAGUGCAGGAUGGUCAAGGAACACAUGUCGUCCUUGGUUGAUGCCGCCAUGCAGGCUCUGGAAUGCGAUGAAUAUCUUCAGGAUCCCAAGCCUGCAACCGCGCCGCCCUAUGCCCUUCAGCUGCAAAGGCAGCUCGCAGCCAAGCUGCAGGAGAGCCGCGUCCUGUGCCGGGACUGCGCCCAGCUUGGCCUGGACUGCCUGCGGCGCACGGAGCUUCGUGAAGACCUCGCCAUGGGGCAGUAUUUCCCUGCAACUGCAGCGGCCGCAGCCACCAGUGCCGCAGUCGCCAUGGUGGAGAAGCUGCGCCUGGAGGAGCCCGAGCUUCCCAGCCGCCAAGACCCUUCUUGGCUGCCUCAGCAGGUGGGUGCGAAGCCAGGCUUUGGGCAAGGUUACUGGCCAGAUUGUACCAUCCAAGAGGAGGAGGAGGAUCGCCUGAGCCACCGGAGCCCGGCGGUGCUGUGCAGCUGA